GGAAAAAAGAAAAAGUAAAAACCCUGAGCCAGCAUAAAACAUCCCUGAAAACCUAGAAGCGCAUUAUAAGUUUGGACGCUGUUCUGCAAUUUUGACACGGCUUAGCAUCAACUCAAUAUGGAAGAAAAAAUAGACACUGCAGACAAGAAGGUGCUGGCUGAUAUUGUAAAAUUGGCACAAAAGAGAGGCCUCAAGGGUAAGCUAGGAGACUGGAAAGAAUUCUUGGACAGUCAUGACAAAAAGUUUGGGGCCAAUUUGAGUGAUCCUUCAAAGCGACCACAUGAGUUAUUGGCUACAUUUCUAAAGUCUUUUUCGAAGGAGGAAGAUUUGAAGUUUUUUGACAACAUCAUGCGACAUCAUGAAAAUCAAUACAUGUUGGAGCGACUGAAAGAUAAAUCCCAUGAGUCCCCGGAGCAGGUACGUUUUAGUGGUGAUUUCUCUGCUAAAAUCUUGUUUAGAUUUGUAGUUAACUUCCUUUCCUGGAUUAUAGUUGUAAUAAAAUAAUGUUAUUUUACCUUAGUUUUCUAUUAAAUACUAAGUUUACUUCCCAUUAAGGGCAUACUCACCGAAUGUGCUUUGGGCUUUCUACCAAUCCUUUGCUGUUAUUUCUUUAAGCGAUUCAACAUUAUUAUUCAAUUUCAUUGAGAAUGUUCCAAUCAAUGUUUUCAAAACUGGACAUGGCGGUUUAACUAGUUGAAUCAGGAACCACACUAGUGUUUGGUCCAAGUCUUCCUAAAAGACAGAUUUAAAUUUGAACCGGGAA
Molecule: messenger RNA, 763 nt
Organism: Vigna umbellata (rice bean)
Lineage: Eukaryota; Viridiplantae; Streptophyta; Magnoliopsida; Fabales; Fabaceae
Source: RefSeq, a predicted model, not a curated record